Chlorocebus sabaeus (green monkey) is the source of this 1746-nucleotide messenger RNA. It is a transcript of the gene TNFSF9, whose product is annotated as TNF superfamily member 9. Gene Ontology annotation, biological process: positive regulation of cytotoxic T cell differentiation; positive regulation of activated T cell proliferation; immune response. The record is from RefSeq and is a predicted model, not a curated record. Gene Ontology annotation, molecular function: tumor necrosis factor receptor binding. Lineage: Eukaryota; Metazoa; Chordata; Mammalia; Primates; Cercopithecidae. Gene Ontology annotation, cellular component: plasma membrane.
GAGUGCUUCCUCUUUUGGGGCCAAGUUUUCACUGCUUUUUGGCCCAUCCUCCCAGCCCCGGAUUGGCCGCCUCCAGCAGGCCAGAGCAGAUGGGAAAUUCUCUCGUCGCCGGUCAUGGAAUGCGCCUCUGACGCUGCCCUGGACCCCGAGGCCCCGUGGCCUCCCGCGCCCCGCGCCCGCGCCUGCCGCCUGCUGCCUUGGGCUCUGGUGGCCGUGCUGCUGCUGCUCGUUGCCGCCUGCGCCGUCUUCCUCGCCCGCCCCUGGGCCGUGUCCGGGGCUCACGCCUCGCCUGGCUCCGCGGCUAGCCCGAGACUCCGCGAGGGUCCCGAGCUUUCGCCCGACAAUCCCGCCGGCCUCUUGGACCUGCGGCAGGGCAUGUUUGCGCAGCUGGUGGCCCAAAAUGUUCUGCUGACCGAUGGGCCCCUGAGCUGGUACAGCGACCCAGGCCUGGCAGGCGUGUCUCUGGCGGAGGGCCUGAGAUACAAGGAGGACACGAAGGAGCUGGUGGUGGCCAAGGCUGGCGUCUACUACGUCUUCCUGCAACUAGAGCUGCAGCGCGUGGUGGCCGGCGAGGGCUCAGGCUCCGUUUCGCUUGCGCUGCACCUGCAGCCACUGCGCUCUGCCGCCCUGGCUUUGACCGUGGACCUGCCAUCCGCCUCCUCCGAGGCUCGGAACUCGGCCUUCGGUUUCCAGGGCCGCCUGCUGCACCUGGGUGCCGGCCAGCGCCUGGGUGUCCAUCUGCACACUGAGGCCAGGGCAUGCCAUGCCUGGCAGCUUACCCAGGGCGCCACAGUCUUGGGGCUCUUCCGGGUGACCCCCGAAGUCCCAGCCAGACUCCCCUCACCGAGGUCUGAAUAACGCCCAGCCUGGGUGCAGCCCACCUGGACAGAGACUGAACCCUACUCCAUCCUUCAUGGAGACCCCUGGUGCUGGGUCCCUGGUAAUUUCUCUACCUCAAGGGGCUUGGCAGGGGUCCCUGCUGCUGACCUCCCCUUGAGAACCCUCCUCACCCACUCCUUCCUCAAGUUGGACCUUGAUAUUUAUUCUGAGCCUGAGCUCAGAUAAUGUAUUAUAUAUAUUAUCUAUAUAUCUAUAUAUCUAUAUAUCUAUUUAAAGAGGUUCCUGAGUUUGUGGAAUGGGCUUUUUUAGGGGAGUUGUUUGGGGGGCGGGGGUGGGUCUUCGACACUGCUGAGGCUGGUCUUGAACUCCUGGACUUAGACGAUCCUCUCGCCUCAGCCUCCCAAGCAACUGGGAUUCAUCCUUUCUGUUAAUUCAUUGUACUUAUUUGCUUAUUUGUGUGUAUUGAGCAUCUGUAAUGUGCCAGCAUUGUGCCAGGGCUAGCGAGCUAGAGAAAUAUCCAGAAACAGACUGAAAGAAAAUCUGAGUUAUGGUAAUAUGUGAACAAUUUAAAGACUCAUCUCCAGCCUCCACCUCCUGUGUGAUACUUGGGGACUAGCUUUUUUCUUUCUUUCUUUCUUUCUUUUUUUUUGAGAUGGUCUUGUUCUGUUGACCAGGCUGGAAUGCGGUGGUGCAAUCAUGAGUCAAUGCAGCCUCCAGCCUCGACCUCCCCAGGCUCAGGUGAUCCUCCCAUCUCAGCCUCUCCAGUAGCUGGGAUCACAGGUGUGCGCCACCGCACUUGGAUAACUUUUUAAUUUUUUUGCGGAGAUAGGGAGGGUAUCGCUAUGUCUCCAAGGUUGUUUACAUGCCAAUACAAUUUAUAAUAAACACUCAUUUUUCCUCCCUCUG